AUGGAUCGAAUACCAACUGAACAUCAAAGCCCCCGUCCGGCCUCACCAGAUACUGAGGCCGGCGAGGCGGCCGAUGCCCCUGCCUACGCCCCCGUCAGAACACACACCAACAGCCGUUCGAUUGGACGCAGGCGAUCUUCCCUCUCUGGAAGCAUGCACCGCACGCACACCACGGAGUCUGUCAAGGAGACUAGGGAUCCAAACCUAGACAUCAACCUCCCCUACCGAACUCUCACUGCUACUGCCAACCUGGCAGAGUACACAACUGAGGAGCCCACCGGUUCUAUCGUCGGCCCUCUCGAGCCCGAUGGCGAGCAUCGCUACAAGCUGGUAACCUUCGUCCCCGGCGAUCCGCAGAAUCCAAAGAACUGGUCAAAAGCGUACAAAUGGUACUGUACCAUGGUCGUGGCUAUUACCUGCUUCGUCGUCGCAUUCGCGUCCUCUGUCAUCACUGCCGAUCUGGAAGACGUGGCAGAAGAAUUCAACGUCAGUGAAGAGGUGGCGCUGCUUCCCAUCACCGUUUUUGUCGUGGGUUUCGGUGUCGGUCCCAUGAUUUUUGCACCUCUAUCCGAGAUCUUUGGUCGACGAAUCAUCUACGGAACCACGCUGCUAUUGGCUGUCAUCUUCAUCAUUCCUUGCGCCGUCGCUCCCAAUAUCGGAACUCUGAUUGUCUGCCGUGCUAUCGAUGGCAUUGCAUUCUCUGCGCCAAUGACCCUCGUAGGUGGUACUCUGGCCGAUCUUUGGAGGAACGAGGAGCGUGGUGUUCCGAUGGCCGCCUUCUCCGCCGCACCAUUCAUCGGCCCUGCGAUAGGUCCCCUGGUCGGUGGUUUCCUGGCUGACGCUGCUGGCUGGCGAUGGCUGUAUUGGAUCCAGCUCAUUCUCUCUGGUAUCGUCUGGUUCCUGAUCACCUUCACCGUACCAGAGACCUACGCACCCACCAUUCUCGCUCGACGAGCCAAGAAGCUUCGAAAGUCAACCGGUUCCGAAGACCAUGUUACUGAGCAGGAUCUCGACUUGCGACCAUUGACUGAGCGAUUGGGCAUCUUUUUGAUCCGACCAUUCCAGCUACUCUUUGGCGAGUUGAUCGUCUUCUUGAUCAGCUUGUACAUGUCAGUCCUGUACGGUCUACUGUACAUGUUCUUCGUCGCCUAUCCUAUCAUUUACCAGAAGGGCAAGGGAUACAGUGCCGGCACCACAGGUCUCAUGUUCAUCCCCGUCGCCGUCGGUGUCAUUCUCUCAGCGUUGUGCGCCCCGCUCGUCAACAAGCACUACCUGCACAUCGUCCACCGCUUCAACGGUAAGCCGCCCGCCGAGUACCGACUGAUCCCCAUGAUGGCCAGCUGCUGGUUCAUCCCCAUCGGGCUCGCCAUCUUCGCCUGGACCUCGUACCCGCGCCUGAGCUGGGUCGGCCCCGCGCUGGGCGGCCUGCCCGUCGGCUUCGGCUUCAUCUUCCUGUACAACGCAGCCAACAACUACCUGGUCGACUCGUACCAGCACCAGGCGGCGUCCGCGCUCGCGGCCAAGACGUGCAUCCGCUCCUUCUGGGGCGCCGGCGUCGUGCUCUUCACCAACCAGAUGUACAACCGCCUCGGCUACCAGUGGGCCGGCAUGCUGCUGUGCUUCAUCAGCCUCGCGUGCUGCGCCAUCCCCUUCCUGUUCUGGAUCUACGGCGCCCGCAUCCGCGCCCGCAGCAAGUACGCCUACGCGGGCGAGGACGACGCCGAGUUCAACGGCGCGGGCAGCAGCGGGAGCGACGAGGAGAAGGGCAAGGCGCCGGCCGCGGACGGCGGGCUGGUGCGCGACGACGAGGACCGUGAUGACGACCUCAGGAGGGCGAGGAGCUACGUCAGCAACCCCUGA
This is a messenger RNA of Phaeoacremonium minimum UCRPA7, 1860 nucleotides long. Its product is annotated as putative polyamine transporter 2 protein. Gene Ontology annotation, biological process: transmembrane transport. The record is from RefSeq and is a predicted model, not a curated record. Gene Ontology annotation, molecular function: transmembrane transporter activity. The coding region runs from base 1 to 1860 and encodes 619 amino acids. NCBI's taxonomy places the organism in Eukaryota, Fungi, Ascomycota, Sordariomycetes, Togniniales, Togniniaceae. The transcript has 2 exons.